CGGACGUAUUCGCGGUUCGCAACAAACUUUAGCGAAGAAGAACAUCGCGUACUUUCGCGUCGUGAUAUUUCCUCGGUGACUGCCUGUCUCUUGUGGAAGGGAAGUGCGCGCUCAAGUGUCGCUUGGAUUCAAUUUCAACAUAAAGUCGGGGCUUUGCUGCUUGCGUCGCGUCGUGGGUGUCGCAAAACAUUUAACAGUCAGUGUUCUGGAUAAAGCAUGCAACAAUAUAUUGAAAGUUCGGCAACGCAUCCGCUGCAAAGUCAACGAUUGGCCCAGCGCCUGCAGUUAUGCAAUGGGAGUGCUGCCACAUAUUGCCAAUCGGCCCAGAGGCGGAUCAACAAAUUGAUAUGCAUAAAUAUUUGAGCAUAGCAGAGAAUCGAAAGUGAAGGAAAGUCUGAAGAAAGACGAUAACAAAACGCAUAGAAGAGAGCCAAAAGAAAGUUAGUUACCGUGGGAGAAGAGCAAAUUACUCGACUAAAAAAAAGGGAAGAGAAAUAGAAAAACGACAAACGAGAGCAGACACAGAGGCAUAACAAAAUGAAAAUUAAAAUAUUUCCGUUGACAGCGGAAGCAGCAAUGCUGCGACAGCAACAGCAACGGCAAUGUCGGAAAAUGAAAUCGCAGCGGAAGCAUAAAAUGCCGGAAAUAUCCGCAAGGCUAAUUGUUGCCGCCAUCGCCUCGGCCAUUUGCCUCUCACUUAUCCUGUCCGUGUGCAUGCCGGUGGUGCCGGUCCAGGCCCAAGAGCACGAUAUGAUGCACGACCAUGACCACAAUCUGGAUGAUGAUGAUGAUGAUGUGGAUAUGCACCACCAUCUGGAUAUGAUGCAUCAUCAGCAGCAUCAGGAUUUUAUAAUUGGCGAGUCCGAGGAACGCGAUCACAUAGCACAUCAUUUGGCGGAAAUGCAAAAUAAGGAUGAGCUACUUGAAGACAUACGCGAGGAUACGGUCGUCAAUGCGAUACCAGAGAAAGAUCUUCCCAAGUUUGGUGAACUCUUGCAGAAUGUCACAGUUCCUGUGAGUCGGGAGGCGGUGCUUCAAUGCGUUGUCGACAAUUUGCAGACCUAUAAGAUUGCGUGGCUACGUGUCGAUACACAGACCAUUUUAACGAUACAAAAUCACGUCAUAACCAAAAAUCAUCGAAUGAGCAUAACUCAUGCGGAGAAACGUGCCUGGAUAUUGCGUAUACGUGAUGUUAAGGAAUCCGACAAAGGAUGGUACAUGUGCCAAAUAAAUACGGAUCCCAUGAAGAGUCAAGUCGGUUAUCUCGAUGUUGUGGUUCCGCCUGAUAUACUGGACUAUCCGACCAGCACCGAUAUGGUCAUACGUGAGGGCUCCAAUGUGACCCUUAAAUGUGCGGCCACAGGAUCGCCCACACCGACGAUAACAUGGCGACGUGAAGGUGGAGAAUUGAUACCGCUUCCCAAUGGAGCAGAAGCUAUUGCCUACAAUGGAUCCUUUUUGACCAUUGCCAAGGUGAAUCGCUUGAAUAUGGGCGCCUAUCUCUGCAUUGCCUCCAAUGGCAUACCGCCAACAGUCAGCAAGCGUGUGAUGCUCAUUGUGCACUUUCCUCCCAUGAUUUGGAUACAAAAUCAAUUAGUUGGCGCGGCGCUUACACAAAAUAUAACAUUGGAAUGCCAGUCGGAGGCAUAUCCCAAGUCGAUCAACUAUUGGAUGAAGAAUGAUACGAUUAUAGUGCCAGGUGAACGCUUUGUGCCAGAAACCUUUGAAUCGGGCUACAAAAUCACAAUGCGACUGACCAUCUACGAAGUGGACAUACAGGACUUUGGGGCAUAUCGUUGUGUGGCCAAAAACUCUCUGGGCGACACAGAUGGUGCGAUCAAACUAUAUCACAUUCCGCAAACCACAACAAUGACGACCAUGGCGCCUACAGCUGCGAUCAACACGGUUCCCGUGGUGCUCGUCAAGUACAAUAAAGAACAACGUUAUAGCAGCAAUAGCAAUCAGAAUUCAAAUAAUAAUCCCUACAACUAUAAUCCCGGGAAUAAUCAGCAAAAGCAGCAACGAAAUAAGCAGCCCAAGGGCGGCAUGGAUCAGUCAUCAUCGGCGCAGAACAAUGUCUAUGUGGGUGGCGUAUUGACUAUGUUUAAUUCGCAGGAUCAUCAGACAUCCUCCUCGUCCAUUGCCACAAGGCAGGGCGGUGGCAGGGAUCAGCUGCAGCAACAACAACAGCAGCAACAGCAACAAUACCAUGCACCCGAUCAUGGUGGCAACUACAGAGCGGAGGGCAAGAGUCCGCAUCUUAUCAAGCAUGAUGCCAAGUCCCUAACAGAUGAUUUGGAUCGAAUGCAGGACCUCAAGAGCGGUACUCAGCCCUUACUGCAUGUUCUAGCCCUCCCCGUAGUCCUCUUCCUGGCGUAUCUAUCUACGUGGCAUGGAUAAUUCAUCGGCAGAACUACUGUUCGAGUAUUUCUGAAUAUUUGUACAAA
Drosophila subobscura is the source of this 2447-nucleotide messenger RNA. RefSeq names its product neogenin (gene DIP-theta). NCBI's taxonomy places the organism in Eukaryota, Metazoa, Arthropoda, Insecta, Diptera, Drosophilidae. Gene Ontology annotation, cellular component: neuron projection. The transcript is spliced from 13 exons. Bases 538 to 2400 code for a protein of 620 amino acids. The record is from RefSeq and is a predicted model, not a curated record.